CUAUACCUUCUAUAGUCUUCUAUACCUUGGAAAGCAUCAUUGGUAUGUUAUGUGGAUGGCAAUUUGUAUUCCAAGUGAAAGAACAUUCUGGUGGCACUUGGAGAAACCCAUCAGCCUCAUAGAAAAUUUUGUAGACUAGCCUGAAAAUCAGAGAUCAAGGAAAAAUUUAACUAUGUGUGGCAGCCUGACCAGGUGAAAUAGAGAUGAUAAAAUGGAAUGGGAAAACCAAACCAUUCUGGUGGAGUUUUUUCUGAAGGGACUUUCUGGUUACCCAAGGCUUGAGGUACUCUUUUUUGUACUCAUCUUAUUAUUGUAUGUGGUCAUCCUUCUGGGCAAUGGAACCCUCAUCAUACUCUCCAUCCUCGACUCUCGCCUCCACACCCCUAUGUACUUCUUCCUGGGGAACCUCUCCUUCUUGGACAUCUGCUACACUAGCACCUCAAUUCCUUCCACUCUGGUGAGCUUCCUCACAGAAAGAAAGACCAUUUCCUUCUCUGGCUGUGCAGUGCAGAUGUUCCUUGGCUUGGCCAUGGGGACAACAGAGUGUGUGCUCCUGGGAAUGAUGGCCUUUGACCGCUAUGUGGCCAUCUGCAAUCCCCUGAGGUAUCUCAUCAUCAUGAACAGGAAUUCCUAUGUGACCAUGGCAGCUGGCUCCUGGCUUUCAGGGGUUGUCAACUCUGCAGUGCAAACUGCAUUUGUGGUACGGUUGCCUUUCUGCAGGAAUAAUGUCAUCAAUCAUUUUUCUUGUGAAAUUCUGGCUGUCAUGAAGUUGGCCUGUGCUGACAUCUCAGGUAAUGAGUUCAUCAUGCUUGUGGCCACAACUUUGUUCAUUUUGAUGCCGCUGCUCUUGAUUGUUAUGUCUUACUCAUUAAUUGUUUCUAGCAUCCUCAAGAUUCGUUCCUCUGAGGGGAGAAGCAAAGCCUUCUCUACCUGCUCAGCACACCUGACUGUGGUGAUAAUAUUCUAUGGUACCAUUCUCUUCAUGUACAUGAAACCCAAGUCUAAAGAUGCAUUUAAUUCAGAUGGUCUGGAUGCAACAGACAAACUUAUAUCCAUGUUCUAUGGGGUGAUGACUCCCAUGAUGAAUCCUUUAAUCUAUAGUCUUAGGAACAAGGAUGUGAAGGAGGCAUUAAAAAAUUUAUUGAGCAGAAUAUUAAUUUGCAAGUGAAUGUAUAUAUUGUGCUGUGAACUAAUUGGACAUUGUUAAAACUUGAGAAUUACAUUGGAAUUUUGGUUACUUUAACUUUGCUGUUUUGUGUAUUAUGUUAAAAUUAUUAGAUGCUCAUAAAGAGUUUU
Messenger RNA from Ictidomys tridecemlineatus (thirteen-lined ground squirrel), 1296 nucleotides. Lineage: Eukaryota; Metazoa; Chordata; Mammalia; Rodentia; Sciuridae. The record is from RefSeq and is a predicted model, not a curated record.